Molecule: messenger RNA, 663 nt
Organism: Lottia gigantea (owl limpet)
Lineage: Eukaryota; Metazoa; Mollusca; Gastropoda; Lottiidae
Exons: 1
Source: RefSeq, a predicted model, not a curated record
AUAACAACAGAAGAAAAACUCUUGACCAUCCCACAUCUUGCUCUCAUAACAACAGAAGAAAAACUCCACACCACAUCUUGCUCUCAUAACAACAGAAGAAAAACUCCACACCAUCCCACAUCUUGCUUUCAUAACAACAGAAGAAAAACUCCACACCACACCACACCUUGCUCUCAUAACAACAGAAGAAAAACUCCCCAGCAUCCCACAUCUUGCUCUCAUAACAACAGAAGAAAAACUCCACACCAUCCCACAUCUUGCUCUCAUAACAACAGAAGAAAAACUCCACACCACACCACACCUUGCUCUCAUAACAACAGAAAAAAAACUCAACAGCAUCCCACAUCUUGCUCUCAUAACAACAGAAGAAAAACUCCACACCAUCCCACAUCUUGCUCUCAUAACAACAGAAGAAAAACUCCACACCACACCACACCUUACUCUCAUAACCACAGAAAAAAAAACCCACACCUUGCUCUCAUAACAACAGAAGAAAAACUCCACACCACACCUUGCUCUCAUAACAACAGAAGAAAAACUCCACACCAUCCCACAUCUUGCUCUCAUAACAACAGAAGAAAAACUCCACACCACACCACACCUUGCUCUCAUAACAGAAGAAAAACUCCACACCACACCACACCUUACUCUCAUAACCACAGA